GCACUUAUCCGCGGUGCUCACAAACGGCUUGGAAGUCCCUGCGCCGCACGGUGGUAGCCUCCUGGGCUGCUGCCGCCGCCGCUUGCUUCGCUUGGGUGGGCGAGGGUCGACGAGCGUGCCGCCGCCGCAUCGCAAGUCGCAACCACGAGGCCGCGGCCACCUCGGACGUUCAGCUUGCGCUCAACGUCAACGAGAUACCCGUGGAAUCUGCGGUCCCGCGCGCGCGGCCCGAUGCGACAGCAGGUCCACACCACCCGUCCCCCACGUCCCCACCAGCGAUUUGCGUGCGGAUCACACGCGUAGCGACAGACUCCCACGCCUCGACUGUGGACAGCGCCACUGCUGGGACAGGCUCGUCAUUUCGCCCGGCGCCACGCCACUUCGUAAAGGACACCCUUGAUAAACCCUACGGCUAAACCAGCCAGCCCACCAACCAGCCCCGUCCGGAGGGACAGACAGCGAGCGAGCGAGCGAGCACGCCCGCGGCCCGCACUGCCAAGUGCCACUGCCCCCAGCAACCCCCGCCACCUUAGCGCCCGACGGCAUGUCUCUCGCCUCCUCCCACCACCUGCGGCCGUCGCCGGCGGGCCCGGCGCGGCGCCCGGGCUGCCCCGCGCCGCGCGUGGCGCUCUGCCGGCCACCCGGUGCCUCGCCCCCGUACCGCGGCCGCUGCUGCACCAUCGUGGCGGCGGCGGCGCCUGCCGCGGGCGCCGGCGGAGAGGCAGCCUCGGCCCCCGCCGCCGCUGUGCCGGCGGUCGCCCCCGGUGCCGCCGCCAGGGACAAGGUGCGGCGCCACACGAUUUCGGUGUUCGUCGGGGACGAGAGCGGCAUGAUCAACCGGAUCGCCGGGGUGUUCGCCAGGAGAGGCUACAACAUCGAGUCGCUCGCCGUGGGGCUCAACAAGGACAAGGCCCUCUUCACCAUUGUCGUCUCCGGGACCGACAUGGUGCUCAACCAAGUCAUUGAGCAGCUCAAUAAGCUCGUCAACGUUCAUAGUGUUGAAGAUCUAUCUAAAGAACCUCAGGUUGAAAGAGAGCUGAUGCUUAUAAAGCUAAACGUUGAACCUGAUCAGCGCCCUGAGGUCAUGGUUUUAGUUGACAUUUUCAGAGCAAAAGUUGUUGAUAUAUCUGAGAAAACACUUACCAUAGAGGUAGCUGGAGAUCCUGGCAAAAUUGCUGCAGUGCAGAGGAAUCUAAGGAAAUUCGGCAUCAAAGAAAUUUGCAGGACAGGAAAAAUUGCUUUGAGACGUGAAAAGAUUGGUGCAACAGCCCGUUUCUGGCGAUUUUCUGCUGCUUCUUAUCCAGACCUUAUAGAGGCAUUACCAAAAAAACCGCUUACAUCUGUAAAUAAGACAGUGAAUGGCAGUUUUGUUCGACCAUCCAAUGCUGGGGGUGAUGUUUAUCCUGUGGAAUCUUACGAGAGCUCAGCUAACCAAGUACUUGAUGCUCACUGGGGUGUUCUGGAUGAUGAUGAUGCAACUGGACUUUGCUCGCAUACCCUCUCCAUCCUUGUGAAUGAUUGUCCUGGUGUUCUCAACAUUGUAACAGGAGUCUUUGCUCGCAGGGGCUACAAUAUACAGAGCCUUGCUGUUGGCUCAGCUGAGAAGGAAGGCAUUUCACGUAUUACAACAGUUGUUCCUGGUACUGUUGAAUCCAUUGGGAAGUUAGUUCAGCAGCUUUACAAGCUUAUUGAUGUGCAUGAAGUUCAUGACAUUACCCACUCACCUUUUGCUGAAAGGGAGCUGAUGCUUAUUAAGGUUUCUGUAAACACUGCUGCUCGGAGGGAAAUUCUAGAUAUUGCUGAAAUCUUCCGAGCAAAACCUAUUGACGUUUCUGACCAUACAGUAACCCUUCAGCUUACUGGAGAUCUUGACAAGAUGGUUGCACUACAAAGGUUAUUAGAGCCAUAUGGCAUCUGCGAGGUCGCCAGAACUGGACGAGUGGCACUGGUCCGUGAAUCGAAGGUCGACUCCAAGUACCUCCGCGGUUACUCUCUUCCAUUGUAGCCUGGCAUUUGUGAUUGGUGGUGGACCCGAUAAAGAGCUUGGUUUGUUGUUAUAGAUCAGACCAUCUCGCGCUGGGAUGUGUUGUGCAAUUACAGGACUUGUUUCUUUCAUGUUGUGAACUCCCUGGCCUGCGAGUUCAAUAAUGCCCCUUUUUAAUGCGCGUUGAGGUUGCAUAUGUAUCCCAUCGACUGUCCGAAUAAGAUGCAUAGCAUAACUGUUUACUUCAGCGAAGAGAGAUUCGAAAUCA
Messenger RNA from Zea mays, 2252 nucleotides. Its product is annotated as Acetolactate synthase small subunit 1 chloroplastic. The transcript is spliced from 12 exons. Lineage: Eukaryota; Viridiplantae; Streptophyta; Magnoliopsida; Poales; Poaceae. The record is from RefSeq and is a predicted model, not a curated record. Gene Ontology annotation, cellular component: cytosol. Gene Ontology annotation, biological process: L-valine biosynthetic process. Gene Ontology annotation, molecular function: acetolactate synthase activity; acetolactate synthase regulator activity. The coding region runs from base 545 to 2005 and encodes 486 amino acids.